AUGGCAUUUUUUCUCCAAUUUCUCAAGUCCCAGCUCUGGGUUCGUCUGCCUAUCCCUUCGGACGAUUACUCAGAGCAAGUCAUCGCUAUCACAGGCGCGAAUACAGGAUUAGGAUUUGAAUCAGCUCGGCACUUCCUGCGUCUCGGUGCGGCAAACGUCAUAUUAUGUGUACGAACACGAGCCAAAGGCGAAUCUGCUGCGGACGAGCUGGUUCGGUCACUCCAUGUUUCACGUACUCGCAUUGAGGUGUGGGAGGUUGAUUUAGCUAGUUUUGCUAGUAUUGAAGCUUUUGGAGAGAAGCUGAAGAGUUUGAAGCGGCUGGAUGUCUUUGUUCAGAAUGCGGGUAUCUUGACUACCAAGUUUGCGAGAGUAGAAGGAUGUGAGAGUCAUAUUGCGAUCAAUGUCGUUUCUGCUGCGUAUCUUAGUGUUUUAGCAUUGCAAGUCCUCCAAAGGAGUUCGAUAGAAAAUGGGGCUAAGGGAAGAAUGGUAUUUGUUGGCUCUGACUUACACUUGAUUGCCAAAUUCAAAGAGAAGAACGAAAGUGGAAGCUUGUUGAAGGCUUUGAAUUCCGAAGCACUUGCAGAUAUGAACGAUCGUUACAAAGUCUCCAAACUUCUCCUGCUAUAUUUCGUACGCGACUUGGCUGUCAAAAAUCCAUACAAUGCUCCCUCUGUGUCGGAUCUCAAGCUCAAUAUGCCAAGUGUCGUAAUCGACUAUAUCACACCGGGCGCUUGCGACACGAGCAUUUUCCGUGAUGACGUUCAUUGGAUUCAGCAGGCCAUUAUAAAUGUAGCAGUACGGCUCAUUGCGCGCACUGCAGAGGAAGGAAGUCGGACUAUCCUUUCUGCCGUAUCUCCCAGCGUUGGAAGAGCUGAACAUGGUGCGUUCUUGAUGGACUGCAAGGUCGUUGCGUAA
Molecule: messenger RNA, 915 nt
Organism: Mollisia scopiformis
Lineage: Eukaryota; Fungi; Ascomycota; Leotiomycetes; Helotiales; Mollisiaceae
Product: retinol dehydrogenase 12
Exons: 2
Coding region: 1-915 (304 amino acids)
Source: RefSeq, a predicted model, not a curated record